Messenger RNA from Nilaparvata lugens (brown planthopper), 948 nucleotides. Its product is annotated as tubulin alpha chain-like. The record is from RefSeq and is a predicted model, not a curated record. Lineage: Eukaryota; Metazoa; Arthropoda; Insecta; Hemiptera; Delphacidae. Gene Ontology annotation, biological process: mitotic cell cycle; microtubule cytoskeleton organization. Gene Ontology annotation, cellular component: cytoplasm; microtubule. Bases 26 to 511 code for a protein of 161 amino acids. The transcript is spliced from 2 exons. Gene Ontology annotation, molecular function: structural constituent of cytoskeleton; GTP binding.
AUUGUUUUGAUUUGAAAUUGAAGGCAUGUCAGUGGGCGAGAUCACGUCGGAGUGCUUUGAGCCAGCCAGCCAGAUGGUGAAAUGCAACCCGCGUGACGGCAAGUACAUGGCUUGCUGCCUGCUGUAUCGCGGCGAUGUGGUCCCCAAGGAUGUCAACAGUGCCAUAGCCGCCAUCAAGUCCAAGGCCAACGUGCGGUUUGUCGACUGGUCGCCCACUGGAUUCAAGGUUGGCAUCAACUACCAGCCACCGACAGUGGUUGCGAACGGGGACCUGUCCCCGAUGCAGCGCGCCGUGUCGAUGCUGAGCAACACGACGGCCAUCUCGGAGGCGUGGAGCAAACUCAACCACAAGUUCGACCUGAUGUUCAGUAAGCGCGCCUUCGUGCACUGGUACAUCACCGAGGGUCUCGAAGAGGGAGAGUUCCAGGAGGCCAGGGAAGACUUGGCGGCGCUUGAGCGAGACUACGACGAGGUGGCGGCCGAGUCUCAGCAGAGUGGUGACGAGUAUUGACUCGAGCCACCUCGCGAGGCUGCCGAGUCUCAGCGAGCGGCGACGAGUUUUGACUCGAGUCACCUCGCGAGACUACGAGAAGGUGACUGUCGAGUCUCAGAUGCUACGACGAGGUGCCGGCUGAGUCUCAGCAGAGAGGCGAUGACUCGAUACACCUUGAAGUUUUGACUCGACCCACCUCUGAGUUUGACUCGACCCACCUAUGAGUUUUGACUCGACCAACCUCGAACCUCUCAGUACUUGGUGGUCUAUGUAAACACAAUUGGAUUCUACAUAUGACCCACCUUUAGACUUGACCCCUCGGAGUUUUUACUCGACACUCUCUUCACUUUCAGUAUUUCAAUGGUCUUGGAAACACGAACACGAUUCAACAUGAAUCACUUGUACCUCUUAAUAUUUCAAUGGUCUUUAAAAAACUCAACAAACUAAUGCUUGUC